Amphibalanus amphitrite is the source of this 5357-nucleotide messenger RNA. Its product is annotated as phospholipid-transporting ATPase ID-like. Bases 407 to 4303 code for a protein of 1298 amino acids. Lineage: Eukaryota; Metazoa; Arthropoda; Thecostraca; Balanomorpha; Balanidae. Gene Ontology annotation, molecular function: magnesium ion binding; ATPase-coupled intramembrane lipid carrier activity; ATP hydrolysis activity. Gene Ontology annotation, cellular component: plasma membrane. Gene Ontology annotation, biological process: phospholipid translocation; Golgi organization. The transcript is spliced from 21 exons. The record is from RefSeq and is a predicted model, not a curated record.
CACGGCCGCGUGGCACGCAGCUGCCAGACGGCCAGUCGGUGCUCGACGCGGCAGCGGCGCGGGCCAGACCAGAGCAGCGCGCCCGAGACGAGAGCAGUGCAGCGCGUCGGCGGCGCCGUGCGAGCGGCGUGCUCGUCUGUCGAUCGCCGGCCGGCGAUGGAGGAGGGCCGUGGCGGGCGCAGAUAGCAGUGUGUGUUCAGUGACGCCAAGAGCCGGCCGGCCGACCGCGCCGGCGGCCGCGGCAGGGCCAGUGACCGCCAACAGGCUGCCCGGGGGCGGCGGGCGGCGCCGGGCGGCGGAUGUAGCUGUGGAUAGCGCGGUCUCUCAGCGCGGCGGAGGCGGGUCCAGUGAGUGGCCGUGUGGUGGCCGUGUGUCUGUGUGCUGUGCCGAUUAGCACCCAGUCGUCAUGGCCGCCGGCACCGCUGCCGCGGACGAUGGAGACGACAUGGAGACGUCUGGCUCGCCAGCGAGCGGCCAGUCGUCCCCCGCCGAGGGGAACGGAGAGACCAUCGAGAUGUGUCGUCGCGGCUCGGAGGACCCCGAGGUCGCCGAGGUGCUGACUCGCCAGCCGGCUACGGCCAAGGAGCGGCUCCUGGCCGGCGCGCGGCGGGUGUUCCGCCUCAAGGAGCCGCCCCCACCAGAAACGGAGCGACGGAUACGGGCCAAUGACCUGGAAUACAACUCGCAGUUUCAGUAUGCGAACAACUUCAUCAAGACCUACAAGUACACGGUGCUGACGUUCUGGCCGCUGAACCUGUUCGAGCAGUUCCAGCGUCUGGCCAACUUCUACUUCGCGUGCCUGCUGGUGCUGCAGCUGAUCGGUCCCAUCAGCUCUCUGACGCCCAUCACCACCCUGCUGCCCUUGCUGGGAGUGCUGAGCGUCACCGCCGCCAAAGACGCCUACGAUGACUAUCAACGUCACCGGAACGACCGGCAAGUGAACAACCGCGUCUCUCUGGUGUUACGGCACGGUAAACUAACCCGUGAACAGUGGUCCAACGUGCGUGUGGGCGAUGUCAUCCGUAUGGAGAACGAUCAGUUUGUGGCUGCCGACCUGCUGCUGCUCUCCACUUCAGAGCCGAACGGACUCAGCUACAUCGAGACUGCCGAGCUGGAUGGUGAGACGAACCUCAAGUGUCGCCAGGCUCUACCAGCCACAGCCGAGCUCGGCCAGGAUGAAACGCUACUGGGCAAGUUCGACGGCAAGAUCAACUGCGAGCCGCCCAACAAUAACCUCAACAAGUUCGAGGGCACACUGGAGUGGAACGGAAAGAAGUUCGCGCUGGACAACGACAAGAUUCUGCUGCGGGGAUGUGUGCUGCGCAACACGCAGUGGUGCUACGGCGUGGUCAUCUUCGCCGGCCGUGACACCAAACUCAUGCAGAACUCCGGCAAAACAAAGUUCAAACGCACCAGCAUCGACCGGCUUCUCAAUGUCAUUAUUCUGGGGAUCGUGGGUUUCCUGCUACUGAUGUGCCUGUUUUGUACUAUUGCCUGCGGAAUCUGGGAGACUGUAACUGGUCAGUAUUUCCGCGUGUACCUGCCAUGGGACGCGCUGGCGCCCGAGGGAGCCACUGCGGGCGCCACGGUCACUGCGCUGCUCGUCUUCUUCUCGUAUGCCAUCGUACUCAACACCGUUGUGCCUAUAUCGUUGUAUGUCAGUGUAGAGGUGAUCCGGCUGAUGCAGAGCUUUCUCAUUAACUGGGACCUGGCUAUGUAUCACGAAAAGUCAGACACGCCGGCCAAGGCGCGCACCACCACACUGAACGAGGAGCUGGGACAGGUCCAGUACAUCUUCUCCGACAAGACCGGAACGCUGACGCAGAACAUCAUGGUAUUCAACAAGUGUUCGAUCGCGGGGAAAAACUAUGGCGACUUCAUCGAUCCAGUCAUCGGGGAGGUCAUUGAACCAACCGAGGACACCCAAGCGGUGGAUUUUUCCGCCAACGACAUGUACGAGCCGUCAUUCCGCUUCUUCGACCAGACGCUGCUGGAUGCCGUCAACAGCGGCGACGAGGACAGCCACAUGUUCUUCCGGCUGCUGUCGCUCUGUCACACCGUGAUGCCGGAGGAAAAGGAUGGUAAACUGAAGUACCAGGCGCAGUCUCCGGACGAGGACGCGCUGGUGUCUGCCGCGCGCAACUUCGGCUUUGUGUUCCUCUCCCGCACACCGUCCUCGAUCACGAUCCGCACGCCGCGCGGAGAGGAGGAGCACGAGGUGCUUUGCAUCCUCGACUUCAACAACGUCAGGAAGCGGAUGUCGGUGAUCCUGCGGCACGGCGGUAAAAUAAGGCUGUACUGCAAGGGAGCUGACAACAUCGUCUUCGAGAGACUGGGCAAUGUGGAGCCGGAGACGAAGGCGCGCACGGAGGAGCAUCUUCAGAAAUUCGCCGGCGAGGGCCUCCGAACGCUCGUGCUGGCGUACAAGGAGCUGGACGACGCGUACUUUGAGGAGUGGAAGAAGCGACACCACGAGGCUUCCGUCUCACUGGUGGAGCGCGAUGAAAAGCUGGACGCCUUGUUCGAGGAGAUCGAAAAGGAUCUAGUGCUGAUAGGUGCCACGGCUAUAGAGGACAAACUGCAGGACGGUGUGCCGCAGACGAUCGCCAACCUGAUUCUGGCCGGCAUCCGACUGUGGGUGCUCACGGGAGACAAACAGGAGACGGCCAUCAACAUCGGCUACUCGUGCCAGCUGCUGACGGACGACCUGCAGGACGUGUUCGUCGUCGAGGGCCACACCAUGCAGGAUGUUGAGGCCGAGCUGAACAGGUGUAUGGACGAUUUGAGUAGACCGUCGGCCGACGCCAAGGCGCACCAGCACAAACAGUCACUCUCAGUGGUGACGUUCAGCCGCCCCUACGUGUACGUGUCACCCCACAGAGGCGGCGCCGCCCCCACCUCGGUACGCUCGGCCGCCAGUGACGAGGGCUACGGACACGACACACCCGAGGAGGACCCGACGUCCAACGCCAGCGGCUCCGGGGGCUUCGCGCUCGUCAUCAACGGCCACUCGCUCAUCUGGGCGCUGACCAGCAAGCUGGAGCGUCUGUUCCUGGACGUGGCGUGCCAGUGCCAGGCGGUGAUCUGCUGCCGCGUCACGCCGCUGCAGAAGGCCCUGGUGGUCGACCUGGUGAAGAAACACAAGAAGGCGGUGACGCUCAGCAUUGGCGAUGGCGCCAACGAUGUGUCCAUGAUCAAAACGGCGCACAUCGGUGUCGGCAUCUCUGGCCAGGAGGGUCUGCAGGCCGUGCUGUCGUCCGACUACAGUAUCGCCCAGUUCCGCUACCUGGAGAGGCUGCUGCUGGUGCACGGCCGCUGGUCCUACUACCGCAUGUGCAAGUUCCUGCGCUACUUCUUCUACAAGAACUUCGCCUUCACGCUGUGCCACUUUUGGUACUCGUUCUUCUGCGGGUUUAGCGCCCAGACCGUCUACGACGUCUUCUUUAUUUCCACCUACAAUCUGUUUUAUACGUCGAUGCCCGUGCUGGCACUGGGCGUAUUCGACCAGGACGUGAACGCGGCCAACAGUCGCUCCUACCCCAAACUGUACACGCCCGGCGUGCGUUCGCUGGGCUUCAACAAACGCAUAUUCGUGGGCAGUAUGCUGCACGGCGCCGUCACGUCCCUCGUGCUGUUUAUGAUACCUCACGGCACCUACAAGGACGCCGUGUCACCCGAGGGCUACACCAUCUCCGAUCACCAGCUGUUCGGUGCCGUCGUGGCCACAGUGCUCGUGGUGGUGGUCACCAUGCAGAUUUGUCUGGACACGACAUACUGGACGUGGCUGAACCACCUCUGCGUCUGGGGCUCACUGUUCACCUACAUCCUGCUGCAGUUCUUCUAUAACUACGUGCUCGGAGGUGUCUACGUGGGCUCCCUGGCCAUGGCCAUGUCAGAGGCCAACUUCUGGUUCUGCACACUCCUCACGGUCAUCGUCCUGAUGGUUCCCGUGCUGGCGUGGCGCUUCUACUUUGUCGACCUGCACCCGACACUGGCCGACCUGGUGCGCGCCAAGCAGCGAGAGGACAAGGCACAGAAGCGGCGCAUGGACGAGUUCCAGCGGACGCCAUCGGCCCGGCGGCGCGGCCGCUCCGUGCGCUCCGGUUACGCGUUCGCGCACCAGGAGGGCUUCGGACGGCUCAUCACGUCGGGCAAGAUGAUGCGCCGGCCGCCGCCGCUGGCGUCGCUGUCCAUGUUCUCGCUGGGCAGGUCGGGGGCCAGCUCGCCGAGGGCGGACACCCAGGUGACGUUCUGCGCGGAGCCGAGCAGCGUCAGCAUGGGAGGCGGCCAUGGGGACCGGUGAGGGACGGCGGCGAUCGGCGCGGCCCCACACGGCCUCUGCGCGGCGCGCCCAGCCUCGGACCGCCUCAGCCUCUCAUCGAAACCGGUAUUUUUGUAGCUGUUUUGGGGGAGGGAGCGGGAGGGGCGCGGCGCGUGCCGGGUGCCGUGCCGCCGCCGCCUUGCGGUUCGUUUUCGAAGCUGUGGUUGUCUGUCGUGCCGCGCCGGCGCACAUAUCGGCUCUGCCUGUCACGUCGUGCCUGGGCUCUGUCCGCAAUAAGGGGGUGCAGCGGCACCGUGCCGCGUGCACGCCCGCUCCUGCCGCACGCACAAUGAGCAGUGACAGAGCCGUCUGUUACGAGCAGCCUUUGCCAUCGCCCCGUGUGAUGGAGAGCGACUUCACUGUGAUCUUGAGCAAGAACUUACGGGCGUACGAGUCCGCCUCGACCGAAUUUAUAAUAUCUUGGGACCGUGAUUCUUGGGGUCGAUUGGUGAUCAACCAUCCUGUUAGAGCGUGAUUUGGUAGAGCGGUCCUCGGACUGGGUAUGUGUAGAUGCACCGUGAUCGUUUCAUCGCUACUUUUGUUUGUGCUUUGUUGUGCUCGUGCUUUUUUCUGUGUUAUUUAUCAACGGGGAAUAAUUUCUCUGUCAUGGUAAUCGGCGAGACUCUAUUUUCGUACCAAAACUGGGUCGCUUCGAGGCCCGAUACAAGCUAAUCGAGAGAUAUACCGAAGGUUGUGUUCUGUUGCGUGCUGUACGUAGCGAGUGUCUGAAUACGCAGCCCGUUUUGGUGCCUUAUGUGUAAGCUGGCGAUGUAUGUGUUUCGGUUUGGUCGCGACGACUGCUGACAGCGUACAAGUUGUGUGAACUUGGUGCAUUCAAUCCGCGAACGGGCUGGUCGUGGUGUUUGGAGGUGUCACUCGUGGUAGCCAGUUGAGUUCAUUCUGUGUCUGUAUCAUUUACUCAUAUCACACCUUUGAAUUGUGCGCCGCACAUUGGCGUCCGUGUAUAUGCGUCUGUGACGUCAUUGUUUUGUUAACGUUUUACACUUGACGAAAUACACAAUCGCCUGGAAUUGAC